AUGGAUCUCGAUCACAUCGGCAGCAAGCUCGCCAAUCUCACCAUGUACGACGUCAAGUCGUUGUACCGACAGGCUCGUAACUACGCGCUCAACGUCAGCGAGAUCGAGGCCAAAGUUGACGAGGCCACCAACGACGACCCUUGGGGCGCAAGUUCCACCUUGAUGCAGGAGAUCGCGCAGGCUACGAACAACUUCCAAGAUUUCAACGAAAUCAUGCCCACCAUUUACCGCCGCUUCAUGGAGAAGGAGGCAAGGGAGUGGCGCCAGAUCUACAAGGCUCUCCAGCUCCUCGAGUACCUCGUGAAGCAUGGUUCGGAACGCGUUGUCGACGAUGCUCGCUCGCAUCUUGCUACUAUCAAGAUUCUUCGAAAUUUCCAUUACAUUGACGAGAAGGGCAAAGAUCAAGGCAUCAAUGUGCGAAACCGGGCAAAGGAGCUCGCUGACUUGCUAGGCGAUGUGGACCGCAUCCGACAGGAGAGGAGAAAGGCUCGUAGUAACAAAACCAAGUAUACGGGUGGAGGCAACGGGGAGUUCGUUCCAGGCAGUGGAACUCGAUAUGGUGGUUUCGGAAGCGAUAGCUACUACGCCGGCGGUGGGGCAGCUGGAGCUGCGGCUGGUAGCUCGACUGGCGCUGGAAGCGCUGCUGCCCGCGACAGCUUCGAGGAGUACGACGCUGGCGACUACGAAGAGACCCCAGCUGCUAGGCCCAGUUCGAGCACCACUCGAGCUGGAGGUUCUCGCAGUUCAGCUGCCGCUCCACCGAAGAAGGAGGCGCCCAAGGUGGCUGACCUCUUCAGCUUCGAUGAUGAUGACGAGCCUGCUGCGUCCGCCCCAGCAUCCGCAGUGGCCACUCAGUCAGCCGCCGACAGCAACAACGAUGCCUUCGGCGAUGACUUUGACGACUUCCAGGCCGCACCAGCUCCAACACCCGCCGUAAAGCCUGCUGCCGCCCCGUCAGCUGCUAAGUCUCAAACUUCAGCUUCAUUCGACUUCUUCGACUCUGCGCCCAUCGCACCUGCCGCUUCGAAGCCUGCUUCCACCAGUGUCAUGUCCCCCACAUCCUCCAACGCAUCGAAACCCACCACACCUGCUGCCACAUCGAACACUGCUUCGCGACCUGCUGCCUCUACGAAUUCGUCGUUCAACUUUGAUGAUCUGUGGGCAGCUUCCUCGGGCAAGUCGAGCAACGCGUCGGGAAAGCAAAAGCUGUCGAUGGCCGAAAUGGCCAAGAAUCAAAGCUCGAAUGCUUUGUUCGGAUCCUCGGGUACACAACCUGCUGCUCAGCAGCAGGCAGCGAACAAGAAGGACAUCUUCGACUUGCUCUAG
Messenger RNA from Ustilago hordei, 1326 nucleotides. RefSeq lists its product as uncharacterized. Gene Ontology annotation, molecular function: clathrin binding; phospholipid binding. Bases 1 to 1326 code for a protein of 441 amino acids. Lineage: Eukaryota; Fungi; Basidiomycota; Ustilaginomycetes; Ustilaginales; Ustilaginaceae. Gene Ontology annotation, cellular component: clathrin vesicle coat; plasma membrane; endosome. Gene Ontology annotation, biological process: Golgi to endosome transport; endocytosis. The transcript has a single exon. The record is from RefSeq and is a predicted model, not a curated record.